Athene cunicularia (burrowing owl) is the source of this 3663-nucleotide messenger RNA. It is a transcript of the gene OGN, whose product is annotated as osteoglycin. The record is from RefSeq and is a predicted model, not a curated record. The transcript has 7 exons. Gene Ontology annotation, molecular function: protein binding. The coding region runs from base 257 to 1138 and encodes 293 amino acids. NCBI's taxonomy places the organism in Eukaryota, Metazoa, Chordata, Aves, Strigiformes, Strigidae.
CAUUUUUUACCCCAUAGAAAGCACUUUUAAGACUGUCACACUUGGAGAGAGUAUUCAUUUCAACAAUUUGGAUGUAAUUCAUAACUUUACACUUCUACCAAUCCACUUCAGCUUAAUCUAUAGAUAAGGAUAUCUGGUUUUAUUCAGAAGAGUUUUGAAUCUGCUAAAACGUCACAAAGAAAGUAUUCUCCAUACUCAACACACCAGCAGAUCUUCACCAGCUCAGUGAAAGCCAGAUACAUUGUUCCGUGCAACAAUGAAGACUUUGCAGACUAUUUUUUUUUUGUUUGUGUUUGUACCUUUGGUAAAUACAGCACCAUCUAUACAGCAAGAAUCACUCCAGUUUUAUGAGUAUGAUACAGAUGUUGCCAUGCGAAGCCUGAUCCAACAAGAUUAUGAAAUGCAAUCCAAGGAUAUAAGAAAGGAUGGAACAAAUGUUUCUCUUGACAUUUCCCUAAGACUGCAAGGGGAUGACAGUGAACGCAAUGUACCACCAACAAAGGAUACAAAUUUACCUACUUGUCUGCUCUGUGUGUGUUUAAGUGGAUCAGUGUACUGUGAGGAAAUAGACAUCGAAGCUGUACCCCCACUGCCAAAGGAAACAGCAUACCUUUAUGCACGAUUUAACAAAAUAAAAAGGAUAGCAGUCUCAGAUUUUGCUGACAUUACUACCUUGAGAAGAAUUGAUUUUAGUGGAAAUAGGAUAGAAGAAAUAGAAGAUGGAGCCUUUUCAAAGCUUCUGUUAUUGGAAGAACUUUCUCUUGCUGAAAAUCGACUUCUAAAACUUCCUGUUCUACCUCCCAAAUUAACAACAUUUAAUGCAAAUCAAAACAGAAUCAAGAGCAGAGGAAUCAAAGCAAAUGCUUUCAAGAAGCUGACAAAUUUGGCCUACCUCUACUUAGGACAUAACGCACUGGAAUCUGUUCCCCUUAACUUACCAGAAAGUCUGCGUAUUCUUCACCUUCAGUACAACAAUAUUACUACAAUCACCGAUGACACAUUCUGCAAAUCUAAUAACACACGAUACAUCCGCACACGUAUGGAUGAGAUAAGGAUGGAAGGGAAUCCGAUCCUCUUGGCAAAGCACGUUAAUGCUUUUUCCUGCUUGAAAACACUGCCUGUAGGAACAUACUACUAGCCACUAUGUACAUAAUUAUACAUGCUAAAACUUUAACAUGGUAACAGAAGAUCACUCUUUUUUCCUCUUUUACAUGUUUAUGUUCUCUCCCUUACUAAUACUAUUUUACCUGCAUACCCAGAACCUUUUACUAUGUUGAAAUGUGGUUCUCCUCUGAAAUAAUUAUUUCAAAACAGCCAUUUUAGUAGUUAUAAUGUCAUCCAUACUUUCAGAACCUUUUCUGUUAAUGAAAGUAUAAAAAUACAUAUAUGCACACACAUCUUCGCAACUUUUAUUUCACCACAUAUUCUUUACAUGUGGGUAAAAUCAUAUUGUUCACAUUCUUCACUGGCACCCUGAUCAAUCACUACAUUUUACUUUCGAAUAAGUACAAAACAUUCUUUGAGCAAGCUACGGAGGAAAAAAUACACCUUAAAUCAAAUCCCACUUUUUUAAUCUGAAACUCAGUUGACUUUCAAAUGCAUAUUGAAAAAAGUUGCAUACAAAAUGAAGUUAUGCUUAGAAACAGAACUUAUCAAAGCUUAACUUCAUUAAAUCUUCCUUAAAAACUUGGUUUGCUGAAAAUGGGAAUAACUCCUAUUUAGGCUUAGUGUACCAAGCAACAUAAAAAGUGGAACUUUUUGAGGAUGUGUUAAUCUAUUUCUAGUAUUCUGCUUUCAAAAUGAUUUAAGAGAGUGUGUGUAUAAAUAUAAAAUAUACGUAUUUUAUUUUUACGUAUUCUUAAUUGAAAUAUAUAAAUUUUGCUCAGCUGUACUUGCAAGAGUUAUUUUUGCAACACCAACUUCCCAUUUUAAUACAAUGGUCAAAGUACAGCAUAGCAUGACCCCAAGUAUCUUUGUUAUUAACAGAUGAUGUAAACUGAGCCUUGUUCCUUUGCUCUUUCUUGACAAGGAAAUGUGAAAAGACAAUUAACAACAAAGCUGAAUUAAUGUUUUUACCUGUAAAUAAGUAAGAUUUCAGCUAGAUGUCAGUGCAAAGAAAAAGAAGUACCCUUGUACAACAAUACUUAUGCUCAUUAGAGAAAAAUCAAAUCAGAUCUUUAAAAAGUUGAUUCUAUCAACAACUGCAUAAUUGUACUCAACUACUUUACACCGUGACGUAUAUUAAAAACACACAUUGAUGUGUGCAGGCCUCAACAGUUAGUUCACCUAAAACUAAACAGAAUUGAUAGAGGAUGCAAUGUUUUUAGUUACACAACUAUACAUUCCUGACAUUUCAUUUUCAGUUUCUCCCCUUCAAAACCUACCACAGGCAUAAAGUCUUCAGAUGAAUGAAUGUCAAAAGAGUGCUAGUUAUUAUUACCAGAUCAACUUUAUACUAAUUUUGAAGCUAGUAUAGAUUCCUAAUUCGUAGAUAUAGUUAGGCAUCAAAUGCAUGAUGAUGUAUCACUACAUCUAAAAUACUGAUUUUUACACAAUAUUUUGUAUUAGUUUUGUUUAUCUUAUUUAGCUACGCCUUGAUUUUUUAGUGCUUGUGCUAUGGGGAAUUAAGUGCACACUCAAUUCUGAACUUACUGAUGCUCUGCCACGAAGAAUGUUGAGACCUAAACAACUUUCAGUCACUUUUUAUGUAACUAUGUCAAGCAUCAAAUGCAGGCUCAUCUUUCUCAAAAAGAGAAUGCAAUUAUAAAAUGCAGGACAAAAAUAUUUUUGCCCUGAAUGCAUCACCCAGGAAAGACACAGCAAUCCCCAAUAUUUUUCAUUUUAAUUUAUUUGGUAUUAAAAAAAAAAUUUGCUUGUCUUAAUACAACUGAGAACAAAACCAAGUCUGCAAGUGAGAACGAAUACUUGCUUUUCAUUUCCCAUAUAAGUCAAGUCACAGAACUUUGAUGUUACCAGGUCUCUAGCAAAAGGUAAAAAAUAACCCCAAAGCAUGUAAAAAUAUAUUCCAACUUCAAGCUAAAUUUAUAAUAGGAAAAAAAAGCCACCAAUUGUCUCAUCCCUCUUUUGAUAAAUUCCUAAGAUGGAGCAAACACAAAGAGACAUCUAAGUGUAAUAACGUUACGUAAGCAGUGGUCUCUGAUCUUAUUACAAAUCAUUAUUACUAAAUAAAUUUCAGUAUUAAUAGGAUCAGUAUCACUAGAACUCUACUUGUGUAAACAUGUAGAAUUUUUUUCAUAACUAUAUGCACAUUUAUGUAAUAUAUACACACAUGUAAACAUUGAGACCUAACCACUACCAUAUAAUUAAUUUUACAUUAAAAUGUUGUAUAUAUUUUUGAAAGAGUACUAAAUAUCAAAAGUAACGCUAAUUAACACUUAUUUUGUGAGCAAACCAAACUAGACAACAGUACCUUCUGAAUGCCUCAUGCAGGCAAUAAAUUAUCUGAUAUGUUUUAAUUUACUUUCUCCAUUCAUAGCAAGUUAACUCAUCAAACAUGAAGUGAGAAGGGCUUCAGUAUGCAGGAUUUUUUUGCCUUCUAUUUGUGUGACCAGUAUUAAUAUCAAGCUGAAUGUACACCAUUCUAUUUUUUUCCUAUCACUCCUGUCUGUAUUUCCAAUAAAACUUGAAUAUUUUUUUCUUCCA